AGACCAGCUACAGACCAGUUACAACAUCCUGACUAAAGAGAGAGACCAGCUACAGAAAGAGAAAGAUGAUGUCAUGUCAAAGUUAUCUAAUCUGAAACAAACCUGUCCAGAAGGCUGGCAUACGUUUGAAUCCAGUUGGUACUUCCUGUUUACUAAGGCUAAAACCUGGGAGGAGAGCAGACAGGAAUGUGUGGAGAGAGGAGCAGACCUGGUGAUCAUAAACAGUGAAAAGGAACAGGAGUUUCUCUUCAACCUCAACAGUAGUUUUUGGAUUGGUCUGACUGACUCUGUUACUGAGGGGACCUGGAAAUGGGUGGACGGAAACCCACUGACCACCCCAAGGUUCUGGGGGAGUGGACAGCCUAAUGGUGAUGAGUUCGGAGGACU
Molecule: messenger RNA, 387 nt
Organism: Oncorhynchus mykiss (rainbow trout)
Lineage: Eukaryota; Metazoa; Chordata; Actinopteri; Salmoniformes; Salmonidae
Source: RefSeq, a predicted model, not a curated record